Messenger RNA from Salvelinus sp. IW2-2015, 2763 nucleotides. Its product is annotated as sodium- and chloride-dependent GABA transporter 2-like. The record is from RefSeq and is a predicted model, not a curated record. Gene Ontology annotation, molecular function: gamma-aminobutyric acid:sodium:chloride symporter activity. Gene Ontology annotation, cellular component: plasma membrane. Gene Ontology annotation, biological process: sodium ion transmembrane transport. NCBI's taxonomy places the organism in Eukaryota, Metazoa, Chordata, Actinopteri, Salmoniformes, Salmonidae.
CUCAGUGUUGUCUUUUCAGAGCGCUCUGCCAUACAGUAGGUCCACAUAGGCAAUUAUAGCACAACAUUCAAAUCAUAAAAAUACAAGAAAAACGUUGUGAUGAAUGAAGUUGAGAGGCAUCCAGAGGAAAUUCUUGAAGAAUACUGCUCAGCUACAAAGCAUGGAGAAUGUGUUAUGGAGAAGCAUAAUGAUCCCAAUUUGAGGUUCAAUAAGCUUUCCCAGCAGGAGAUGGGUCUGGUCCAGCCUGUCCCUGUSCCAAGCACCCAGACCAGGGGACAGUGGUCCAGCAAGCUGGAGUUCCUCCUGGCUGUGGCCGGACAGAUCGUAGGCUUGGGGAAUGUAUGGAGGUUCCCAUAUCUGUGCUACAAAAAUGGAGGAGGGGUGUUCUUCAUCCCUUAUGUGCUCUUUCUGUUCACCUGUGGCAUUCCACUCUUUCUCCUGGAGACCUCCCUGGGCCAGUACACCACGCAGGGCAGCAUCACCUGCUGGAGGAAGAUCUGCCCCCUGUUUGAAGGACUGGGUUAUGGUAGUCAGGUGGUGGUUCUAUAUUCCAGCAUCUAUUACAUCAUCAUUCUAGCCUGGGCCUUCUUCUACCUCUUCUCCUCAUUCAGCUCUGAGCUCCCCUGGGCCAGUUGUAGAAACAGCUGGAACACAGCAACCUGCAUGGAGUUUGACAGAAGAGUAGUGGGACAUCUAAAUUGGACAGUAGCAGGAAACGCAACGUCGCCAGUGAGAGAGUUCUGGGAGAGAAGAGUUUUGAAUCUCACAGACAGUCCAAACAAUUUAGGCAGUGUUCGCUGGGAGCUGGCUCUGUGUCUUCUACUGUCAUGGAUUCUCUGUUACUUCUGUGUCUGGAAAGGAGUGAAGUCUACUGGGAAGGUGGUCUACUUCACUGCCACCUUCCCCUAUCUGAUGCUGGUGGUGUUGCUGGUCCGUGGACUCACACUGCCGGGGGCAAUAGAUGGUAUCAAGUUCUACCUCUACCCAGACCCAGCCCGCCUCACGGACCCACAGGUGUGGAUGGAUGCUGGAACACAAAUCUUCUUUUCCUAUGCUAUCUGCCUCGGCUGUCUGACUGCUCUUGGCAGCUACAACAAAUAUGACAACAACUGUUACAAGGACUGUGUGUACCUGUGCCUUUUGAACAGUGGAACCAGCUUUGUGGCCGGUUUUGCGAUCUUCUCUGUUCUGGGCUUCAUGGCUUAUGAACAAGGGACAGACAUCUCAACGGUGGCCGAAUCAGGUCCUGGCCUGGCAUUCAUCGCCUACCCUCGUGCCGUGGCCAUGAUGCCAUUACCCCAGCUUUGGGCCAUCUUAUUCUUCAUCAUGAUAAUCCUACUGGGGUUAGACAGUGAGUUUGUAGGUCUGGAGGCUUUGGUGACAGCCAUCUCAGACAUGAAUCCCCCCUUCUUCCUGGUUGGCCAUCGGCGUAAAAUCCUCCUCCUCAUCAUCAGUGUGGGUAGCUUCUUCAUCGGCCUGGUCAUGGUCACAGAGGGAGGCCUGUAUAUCUUCCAGCUGUUUGAUUACUAUGCCUGCAGUGGGAUGACUCUGCUUCUCUUCGCUAUACUACAGUCAGUGUGUAUCAGCUGGGUUUAUGGCUACAUUUGUCUUCUCCUUGAUAAAGUUUACUCCGCUGAAGUUCAACAACACCUUUCAGUAUCCUUGGUGGGGUUCCGCCGUUGGCUGGUGGUUCACUCUCUCCUCCACCCUCAUGGUUCCUCUAUGGAUGGUGUACAUCGUGAGCGUCACUCCUGGUACACUGCGACAGAGACUGUCCAUCCUCACCACGCCAUCAGAGGAUCUCCCCAUGACCAAGGCCCAGAAGAAUUCCCUCCUGGCCAAGCAGUCAGAGCAGGACAGACCCCUGGGGGACAUGGAGAUACCAGCCUGGGGCCACAACCUCCUAGACAGAGACACUGGCCCCCUGUAGAGACACUGACCCCCUCUCUCAGCCACCAUCCCUAUAGGACUAGAGAUAAGCAGGUCCAGCCAGUCACUCAAGGUCCUGACAUAAACAAUACAAAUACUUCCCGUUGUGUAACAGAGGCUUAUGUGACCCUUUGCUUGGUCUGAGUGGCUUAGAAAAGUAUAGUACAGAACAUAAUCCACCCCAUGCCUUUUUCUUGGGAGGGCGAUGUGGGCAAGUGUUUCCAAAACACACACUAUUUCCUGUAUGUAGCGCUGAUGAGACGUAGAAGCACUGGUUCUGGGAAGUCUUGGUGUGAAAAAAUAGAUUUUGUUCAUUCAUUCUGUUUGGCCCAGAAAACCCUACCUAGAAUUAUUAGAAUUACCGGUCAAUCUUGCUGUCUCAUGUCAGAAUGCAGAGAAAGCAUCUGAAGUGAGAUAUUGCGUAAGGUCCGGCAAAAUGAACCAGGUCAUGGCAGAGUAACCAGGUCAUGGCAGACUUGGGUCUUUGCAGAGUAAUGGAUGAAUAGAUCAAACACCUUUCACACAACAUGGUGGAAACAAAAACAUGACAUUCGUACUAUUGGUCCCAGUUUGUUAACUGAGUCUGUAUAAACAAGUGAACAAACUAUUUUUUUUAAAGAUACAUUUUAUCUUUUAUUUGGGUGGGUUUAAUAUUCCGACAUACAGUAAUUUUUCUACUACUAUGUAAUUUCUUAAGACUUUGUGAAAUAUGACAUUUGUGAAAAUAUAUCGAUGGUAAAUUAUAAGGGAUUGUGUAGAUGCAUAUAUAGUAGAAACACUCUAAAAUACUGUGAUAGGAUUUGAUGCCAAUAUCAAUAAAAUCACCAAACCUUG